AUGCGAGUGCUGACUGAGCAACCACAAAGACCGGUCGAUGAGAUGACUCAUCCCGCACGAGCUUCUGAUGUUGGGAUAUAUAUAGCAUCUCAAGAGGGAACCAUGGCAAUUCUAUCUACACUUCAGACAAAGAAGUCUUUGCCACUUGAUGAGAAAUGGCUACUUGUGCCAGCAUUUUUGAAGGUGCGAGGCCUUGUCAAGCAACAUAUCGUGAGCUUCGACUAUUUCGUCAAUCAAGAGAUCAAAACAAUCAUGUUAGCAAAUCAGAAGAUCACUAGUGAUGCUAAUCCUAACUUCUACCUUAAAUACCUUGACAUACGGGUUGGAAAGCCAUCUAGUGAGGAAGGUCUGAAUCAGAUCCAUGACAAAAUCACUCCACAAGAAUGCCGCUUGAGGGAUAUGACUUAUGCAGCUCCCAUAAAUGUCGAUGUUGAGUACACCCGCGGUAGCCAAAGAGUCAUCAAACGAGAUUUGACUAUCGGUCGUUUGCCCAUCAUGUUGAGAUCGAGCAAAUGCAUACUGAAAGAUCUGGCCGAAGAAGAGCUUGCUCGCGUGCAGGAAUGCCCAUAUGACCCUGGAGGUUACUUCAUCGUAAAAGGAUCGGAGAAAGUGAUACUCAUUCAAGAGCAGCUGUCGAAGAACAGAAUCAUGAUAGGCAGAAAUUCCAAUAAAGAUCUCCAAUGCGAGGUGUUGUCAUCGACUGCCGAGAAGAAAAGUAAAACAUACGUCAUUGCUCGAAGGAACAGAUAUUGGCUGCGCCACAAUCAACUCAGUGAUGACAUUCCCGUUGCCAUUGUAUUCAAGGCUAUGGGUGUCGAGUCGGAAUAUAACAUCAUCAGUGCAGUAGGGCUUGAGGAGAAAUAUGUCACCGCCUUCGCUGCUUCUCUUGAUGAGUGCUCUGCUAAUAAUGUUUUCACCCAACAGCAAGCUAUCAAUUACGUUACUACUAAGAUCAAAGCGCGCAAGUUUGGUGGACCUUAUGGAGCUGCAGCAUCAGCUAAUAUCAGCGUUCCCAAAGAACACGAAGCCGUUGACUUCUUGUCCUCGUCUAUGAUCUGCCACAUUCCAUGUCAUGACGGAAAUUUCAAAAUGAAAGCAAUCUUUUUGGGGUUGAUGAUAAGGAGGCUCAUUCAAGCAGAGCUGGGCGAAUGCGAUCUGGAUGAUCGAGAUUUUUAUGGAAAUAAGCGACUUGAAUUGGCAGGAUCAUUGUUAUCACUUCUUUUCGAAGAUGUGUUCAAGCGCUUCAACGGCGAGCUGAAAAGGGUGGCGGAUAAUUCGUUGGGGAAGACGCUUGCAGCCCCUCUUGAUAUUGUGAAACAUAUGCGCCAGGAUUUGAUUACCAAUGCGAUUUCAAACGCCCUCUCUACUGGUAACUGGAUAAUCAAGAGAUUUAGAAUGGAACGCCAUGGAGUCACUCAGGUUCUUAGUCGAUUGUCUUAUAUCUCAGCUCUUGGAAUGAUGACACGAAUUAACUCCACUUUUGAGAAGACCCGAAAGGUGUCAGGUCCUCGAUCGCUGCAGCCAUCGCAGUGGGGAAUGCUGUGUCCUAGCGAUACACCAGAAGGUGAGGCUUGUGGUCUGGUUAAGAAUCUUGCGCUCAUCUCGCACAUCACCACUGACUCGGAUGAAAGGCCAGUUCUUCGGUUGCUUUUCAAUUCCGGAGUUGAGGAUUUGCAGAACAUGCACUUUUCCCAUAUCAAUAACCCCAAUUAUCACCAAGUUUUCUUGAAUGGUCUGCUGGUGGGAACAACAUUAGAUCCUGCACGCGUGGUUCGUGCUGUACGAACAGUGAGGAGGAGUGGUCUUCUGUCGGAAUUCGUAUCUGUCUCGCGCUCUUUACCCCUUCGCGCAGUGUAUAUUGCUAGCGAUGGUGGUAGGUUAUGUCGCCCUUAUCUCAUCGUAGAAGAUGGAAAAGUUCUCCUCCAACCGCAUCAUAUACAGGAACUGAAAGAAGGUCAACGCAUUUUUGAAGACUUUGUAGAUGAUGGUUUGAUAGAGUAUCUGGAUGUGAAUGAGAUGAACGACGCUAACAUCGCUGUGUAUGAAACGGAUGUGAACGCGAAAACCACUCAUCUAGAGAUCGAACCAUUCACACUAUUGGGCGUUUGCGCUGGGCUCAUCCCGUACCCACACCAUAACCAGUCACCCAGAAAUACCUACCAAUGCGCUAUGGGUAAACAAGCGAUGGGAACAAUCGGUUACAAUCAGCAAAAGCGAAUCGACUCGAUCAUGUAUCUGCUUUGUUAUCCGCAGCGACCUCUUGUAAAGUCAAGGACCAUCGAGUUGAUCAACUUUGAAAAACUGCCUGCAGGUGCAAACGGCAUCAUUGCUGUCAUGUCUUACAGCGGAUACGAUAUCGAAGAUGCCCUGGUGCUAAACAAAGCAUCUUUGGACAGAGGGUAUGGAAGAUGUCUAGUCUAUAAACAUGCGAAAGGAACUGCGAGAAAAUAUCCAAACCAAACGUACGAUAGGUUGAUGGGACCUUCGCUGGAUCCUCUCACACGCAAACCCAUCUACAAGCAUAGGGUCCUGGAUCAAGAGGGAAUAGUUUUUGCAGGCGCUCGUAUUUAUUCGAAACAAACAAUGAUAAAUAAGCACAUGCCUGUGGUUUCCCAGGAAACUUCAUCGCCGACUGCCCAGCCCACUGCUCCUGGAUCUCGUUCGAUCGAGUACAAAGAUGUCUCAAUAACUUAUAAGAACCCUUUGCCUUCCUACGCUGAAAGAGUGCUUUUGACCUACAAUGAUGAGGAAGCGCACUUGAUAAAAAUUCUUCUCAGGCAAACAAGACGCCCCGAAUUGGGAGAUAAGUUCUCAUCUAGACAUGGUCAGAAAGGAGUGUGUGGGCUUAUCGCAGCCCAGGAAGAUAUGCCUUUCAACGAUCUGGGUAUGGUGCCAGACAUGAUUAUGAACCCUCAUGGAUACCCUUCACGAAUGACCGUGGGAAAGCUGAUGGAGUUGCUGAGCAGCAAAAAUGCUGUUUUGAGUGGGCGCUACCACUAUGGAACAGCUUUCGGAGGAGACCAGGUUAUCGACGUCUGCAAUGAAUUGGCAUCUCACGGAUACAAUUAUCUGGGCAAGGAUAUGCUGACGAGUGGGAUCACAGGCCAGCAGUUAUCCGCGUAUAUCUACUUUGGACCGAUCUAUUAUCAAAAACUGAAGCACAUGGUGCAUGACAAAAUGCAUGCUAGAGCGAGGGGACCGAGGGCUGUUUUGACUCGGCAACCCACAGAGGGUCGGUCGCGAGAGGGAGGACUGCGUUUGGGUGAAAUGGAAAGGGAUUGUCUCAUUGCUUAUGGAGCAUCGAUGCUGCUUAUAGAACGUUUGAUGGUGUCAUCUGAUGAAUUCAAGGUAGAAGUAUGCUCAGAAUGUGGUUUGAUCGGAUACCAGGGCUGGUGUCAGUACUGUCGAUCGAGCAAAUCACUGGCAAACAUCAAGAUACCCUACGCUUGCAAGUUAUUGUUCCAAGAGUUGCAGUCUAUGAAUAUUGUGCCUAGGCUUGACUUAGCAAGGUAUACAUAGUUCUGCUCAUUUUGUAUGCUUGUUCAGUAAUAAUUUUGAGCUUUGAAAGUUUACGUUUGUCUGUUGUUGUUGCGUAUAUCUUCUGUUCUUGUUCCUUUGUACAUUAGAUCCUUGUUACUUUGCAAAAUUGUUACUUGUUGCAGAUCCGAGCUAUGAAUUUUUUACUAAUAAUCUUUCUUUGUAGAAUGUGUUUAGCUGGCCCUGCUCGUUUAAUUUUUGUUAGCAAGGCAUCCGCCAAGAG
Messenger RNA from Cylicocyclus nassatus, 3760 nucleotides. Lineage: Eukaryota; Metazoa; Nematoda; Chromadorea; Rhabditida; Strongylidae. The record is from the annotation of a GenBank genome assembly.